Drosophila persimilis is the source of this 1875-nucleotide messenger RNA. RefSeq names its product facilitated trehalose transporter Tret1-2 homolog (gene nebu). The coding region runs from base 271 to 1875 and encodes 534 amino acids. Gene Ontology annotation, biological process: transmembrane transport; carbohydrate transport. The transcript is spliced from 4 exons. Lineage: Eukaryota; Metazoa; Arthropoda; Insecta; Diptera; Drosophilidae. Gene Ontology annotation, cellular component: membrane. The record is from RefSeq and is a predicted model, not a curated record. Gene Ontology annotation, molecular function: sugar transmembrane transporter activity.
GCGAUUGAGUGCGCAUGCGCCCGAAAGUAUUCUCUAUGCUACGUGGGCGGCCCAGGCGAUAAAGGACAAGAGUCUCGGCCAAAGGACAUACAUAUCUAGACGUUUCACGUACGCGUAUUAUUCAACCAAUUUUGUUGCCGUGUGUGAAAAGUGCAAGAAAAUCGAACAAGUAAACCUUCGGCAAGCAAUCAGCAAAGAAAACAUAUCUCUAGAGAAAAGAUCUCAGGAAGCAAUCCCAACCGAAACGCAGUUUACAUAAUACCCAUCAAGAUGUCAACCUCGUCGAGCAACUCGAGUGCCGGGGCAGAGGAGCAGGCCCCAAGGAAGCCUGGCACUAGCAACGAGGAGAGCUCCCACCUGCUGGAGGCCGCCGAGAACGGUGCCAAAUAUGGCUCCCGCCAAGCGGAUCAGGAGAAUCUACUCGGCAACAUGGUGCACGCCUCCACCGAGAACAAGUCCAAGAAGCUGCCACAGUAUGUGGCCGCUCUGGCAGCAGCUGGCGGUGCCUUCGCCGCCGGUACCGUGCUGGGCUGGACAUCGCCCGCCCAACCGCAGAUCGUGGACGGUGGCGAGGGCUAUGACUUCCCCGUCAGCGGCACCCAGUUCUCGUGGGUGGGAUCGUCCAUAAAUUUGGGCGCCGCCUGCGUGUGCAUCCCCAUUGGGUUCCUCAUCAGUUUGAUUGGACGCAAGCUGACCAUGCUGAUGCUGGUGUUGCCCUUCCUCGUCGGCUGGGCCAUGCUCAUCUGGGCCCCAUCGGUGGGCUUCCUGUACGCCUCACGCUUCAUUCUGGGUCUCGCUGGCGGCGCCUUCUGUGUCACCGCUCCGAUGUACACGGGCGAGAUAGCCCAAAAGGAUAUCCGCGGCACGCUCGGCAGCUUCUUCCAGCUGAUGAUCACCAUGGGCAUUCUGUUCGUCUAUGCUGUGGGCGCCGGUGUCAGUGUCUUCUGGCUGAGCGUUAUCUGCGGCAUUAUACCCAUCGUUUUCGGCGUCAUUUUCUUCUUCAUGCCGGAAUCUCCCACAUAUUUGGUGGCAAAAGGUCGUUCGGAAAGCGCCAUCAAGUCCAUUCAGUGGCUGCGUGGCAAGGAAUAUGACUACGCACCGGAGAUCGAGGAGUUGCGCGAGACCGACCGGGAGAUACGGGAGAACAAGGUGAACCUUUUCGCAGCCCUCAAUCGCCCAGUGACCCGCAAGGCCUUGGCCAUCAGUCUGGGCCUGAUGUUCUUCCAGCAGCUGUGCGGCAUCAAUGCUGUCAUCUUUUACUCUUCAAAGAUCUUUUUGGAUGCCAACAUUGGCAUUGGCUCGGAAUGGGCCACAAUCAUGAUAGGCAUCAUGCAGGUGGUGGCCACCUUUGUCUCCACUUUGGUGGUGGACAAACUGGGACGUCGCAUCCUGCUGCUGGCCUCUGGAUCGGUAAUGGCCCUCUCGACGACCGCCAUUGGUGUGUACUUCUUUCUGCAGGAUCAGGAUCAAAGCAAGGUGGACGAUCUCGGCUGGCUGCCAGUGGCCAGUCUCUGCAUCUUCAUUUUGAUGUUCUCCAUUGGCUACGGACCGGUGCCAUGGCUGAUGAUGGGCGAGCUCUUUGCCACCGAUAUCAAGGGAUUCGCCGGCUCCAUUGCUGGUACCUCCAACUGGCUGCUGGCCUUUGUGGUCACCAAGACAUUCGAUGAUCUGAACGACGCUCUGGGCAAUGGCGGCACCUUCUGGCUCUUUGCCGGCCUCACCGUACUCGGGGUGUUCUUUGUCUUCUUUGCCGUGCCCGAGACGAAGGGCAAGAGUCUGAACGAGAUCCAGCAGGAGUUGGCUGGCAACAGGACCAUCGCCACCACCACCACCACCGCCACCACCACUCAGGCGGUGAACGGACAGGAAAAGUAA